UCAUCUCUUACGACGACUACGAGCGAGGUUGUUUGUAGACCAGUAUAUAUCUAGUGAAUUCAAUUCCGCUAAUAGAUGUUUGUCGUGUACGCGCGGAGCUAGUUUUCUGUGAUCGAACUCUCUGAGUUUUUUUUUUCUUUUUCUUUUGGCCUUCUUGCGCUUCUAUUUUGGAUGUUUUUCUUCUUCAAGAAUAUAAGACUGGCGAGUGCCCGUGUUUCUUCAGUCGUCACAGACCCGCAGUGAAUAAAUCAGCUGAUUAGAGUUGGUAUACCCGAUACCUGACAUGGAGCAAGAUACAUGAUAUCCAUUUCGUCCCCGCGACAAGGACGUGAUUUAUAACGGAAUGUGCCUUGAAUGAAUACCAAUUGUAAAAAUUUUCUUCAUUCAGGAAAACGCACACAAGAGAAGACGUUAGAUUUUCUUCUGUGUUUUGGGGAUUGGAAUUUAUAGUAUUUAUUUCAAUUGGACGCAGCUGUUGAUUCAAAAUGAAUCUAAACAACCUCUUUUACGUGUUUUCUUUGGUUUAUGUCAUUGUUUUAGUGGAUUCAAAUAAGGCAAAAUCACAGCGUUCAAAAGGAUGUAAGUGUCGAAAAUGGUACAAGCAACUUUCCACAAACCUUGAUUCUAAGUUCAAGUCACUAGAAAAAAAUCUUAUGCUUCAUAUGUCUGCCCCUGACCGGGUCCUUAAUUCCACGGGCUCCUACAGAGACUUAGACACCAAAAUGGGGCGUUUAAGGGAGGUCAUCCAAACAAAAAAUGCCUUGAACUCGGAGACGGAAACUCUGCAAAGACUUAAAGAUCAAAUUCGUGCUCAGAAAAAAAGCAUGGACAACUUAAACAAUCAUUUUGGACUUCUAGAAAACAUCGUUAGAAAUUUAACACAAGUGAUAGGAAGACUAGGAAACCUUGCACCGUCCAUAGCCAUACAACACGUUGCGACGACAAUGCUAACGACAACGGCACCGAUCAAAACUAUUGCUCCAGAGGUACUCAAAACCACUUCUGCUCCAACUAGGGCAUUCCCUAGACAUUGCCAUGACGUGUACAAACAUGGUGGACUUCGUUUCCAAGGCGAUUAUUAUAUUAUGUUACAACCAGAGAAAACUAAGAAACCAUUCAAAGUGGUCUGCAAACCGAUUGACAAUACAGGAGGAUGGACCGUGAUUCAAAGACGUCAAGACGGCUCAGUGGAUUUCUACAGAAACUGGCAAGAUUACAAAACUGGAUUCGGGGACCUUUCCGGGGAAUUUUGGAUGGGGAAUGACAAGAUCUACGAACUGACUAACCAAGGACCUUUCCAGUUACGCAUUGAUAUGGAAGAUUUUAAUGGCAAGAAAUAUUAUGCAGUAUACAACUACUUCCGGAUUGACAACGAGUCCGAAAAUUACAAAUUACACGUACGCGGUUACAGCGGCAACUCCGGAGAUUCGAUGACGUCAGUGCGAGACAAUCACAACGGAAACAUGUUCAGUACGCACGACCGUGACAACGACAGACGAGGCUACAACAACUGCGCCCGCCAUUACAGGGGAGGAUGGUGGUAUUCUGAUUGCUAUGACUCCAACCUGAACGGACAAUACUACCCCCAGGGUAGACACAUUAACUUCUUUAACCGUGACGGCAUUCACUGGAACAGCAUCAAUAUGCAUUCGUCCUUAAAGUCGGUUGAGAUGUCUGUUCGACCCGCAGACGACAUCUCGUCGGAGAACAAUGUGUAAUGUUCAUUGGUUAAGGCCUAUGCUCAAAACCUUUCUCAGAGGUGCUUAGUCGGAGAUACGUGAUUGCUAGUCAAUAUUGUUGUGGAAGGUUUUCAUGAAGAGACUGUUAAAAUUCAUGAAAAGACAUAGGGCAACAUUAUAUAAUACUCAAAGAAGGGAAAUUCUUUGGAGUUUAACAUACAUAUUGUGAUAACAGCCAAAUUCAGAAUGGAAACGCUGAUGUUGGCUGAAAAAAGGUGAUGUUACUUAUUUCAUGGAAGACUUAGACGAAAUCUCGAAGUGAUCGAGAAUGUCCGAGAUGAUUAUUCUCACUGCCAGUGACACAUAACUGAGAACAUUUCUUUAUACAUGUAUGUAUAUAUGAUUCAGCAAUAAUAAUUGCGCGUACUUUUACUUUGUUGUCAGAAAGGACGUUGUAAAUAGACCCCGUUUCACUCAUUUCCAUUACUCAUUAUUUAUUUGUUAGAAUAUGCAUUUCCAUUUUUAUGCUUCUUAUGUACAUACGGAGAUUUUUUUAUUAUAAGUUUCGUUACAAUGAUGUAAAUUUUCUAUGUAUUAGUGAUAGUCCAUAUUCUGGCACUAAACACUUAGUAUUAGGUGUCGGACCAGGUGAAAUGAUAUCUUGUUCAGCAUUCUAAAACGGCUUUUUCACACAAAAACGUAGUCGCACAUUGUUACGAAUUAUUUCCUAGCGAUGACGUCAUUGUAGUCUGUUGAUUAACAAUGUGAUUAUGUUUCAGUCUUUGAUUUUUAUUUUUGUAUAAAAGUGUUGGAUCAUGAUAAAAGUAUACUUGUCCGUGCCUUCACUUGAUCGUUUUAAGUACGGGUAGAUCGAAAUAAAGAGGAUCCCAGAAAUCUCA
Ostrea edulis (European flat oyster) is the source of this 2578-nucleotide messenger RNA. RefSeq names its product ficolin-1-like. NCBI's taxonomy places the organism in Eukaryota, Metazoa, Mollusca, Bivalvia, Ostreida, Ostreidae. The record is from RefSeq and is a predicted model, not a curated record. The coding region runs from base 486 to 1718 and encodes 410 amino acids. The transcript is spliced from 5 exons.